GAUUGAAUGGACACUUUCUCUCGUUACAUUUGCAUUUGUUAUUAUGCAUGUCGAUUACAACAAAAAAACUAUAAUAUUUUGCAGUUAUUAUUACACUGACCUAACUAACUAGCCCUUCUGCUUAUUCAGGUAUAAUAUGAAAAUGCUCCAAAAUUGUCUAAAAUAAUGUUGAGUGAAGUCCAGUCAUCACUGUGACAGAAAUGAGUGGUAGUUAUUUAAAUUUAAAACGAUUUUGAGUAAACUGUUCAUAGGAUUGAGGUUAUUGGAUUGUUGUUACCUGAGACCCUACAGCAUGCAUCUUGCUUGGAGAUUUCUUGAUUAACACGAUGUUGAAUUUUCCGCUAGUUCACGCAGAUUAUGCGCCUUAUUUCUACGACAAUGCUCCCAACAGCACCAACGGAAACAUGGCUAUGUUGAGCAUUCCUGAAGACACACUUAUAGGAUCCCAUGUAUACACUUUAAACGGUACUGAUCUGGAAGGGAAUUCUGUUGCAUAUGACAUGACAUUUGAACCAGGAUCGAAAAACUAUUUUUCAGUGGAUCCACAAACCGGGAAAGUCACUUUGGUGGAAGAGCUGGAUAGAGAGAAAGAAGAUGAAAUUGAGGUGCUGGUUAGCAUUUCUGAUGGUAUUAAUAAGGUUGUCGAAACAGUUCGGAUACUUGUAACAGAUGCUAAUGAUGAGAGCCCGGAGUUUAUUAAGACACCUUACAUCAUUAAUGUACCUGAGAACACACCACCUGGGGCCAGUAUCUUCAAGGUGUAUGCUGUGGACAAAGACAAUGGAUCUGGAGGCAGUGUCACCUACUUUCUGCAGAACAUGCGCAAGAGCAAAUUCACCAUUGACCGAUACAGUGGAGUUAUUCAAAUAAAGCCCAGCGCAACUUUGGAUUUCGAGAAAUCCAGGGUUCAUUUUGUCACCGUGAUCACCAAGGAUGGUGGGGGGAAACACAGAGGAAGGCAUCAGAUCUGCUCAUCAACUGCCACAGUAACAAUUAACGUUGAAGAUGUGCAGGACACCCCUCCUGUAUUCACCGGCAUCCCGUAUUUUGGAUAUGUGUAUGAAGACACAGAGCUCGGUUCAGAAAUACUUAGUGUGGUGGCUCACGAUGGAGACAGGGGGAACCCGAACCCAAUCCGUUACUCGAUUGCACAUGGCAAUGAUGGAUCCUUUGAAAUAAAUAAUACAAGUGGGGUCAUCACUCUUCUGCAAAGUACAGAACAUCUUCAGAAGGAUGUUUACAAACUAUUAGUUCAGGCUUCAGAAGUCAGCCCAGAGGUGGACAUGCUGGCGUUUAUGACAGCCAUGGUGACCAUCCAAGUGGUGGAUCUCAACAAUCACCAGCCCACCUUCUAUGGUGAGCACGGACCCCAGUCGCAAUUCGAGAUCACAAUGCCUGAACACCCACCAGAGGGAGAGAUACUGCGUGGACUGAAAAUAACAGUGAAAGAUUAUGACCAGGGGCCAAACUCACAAUUCAUCCUCACGUUAGUGGGCGCAGGUGGAAGAUUCAGAGUUAUUCCCCAAACCGUCCUGAGUGAAGCCCAAGUCACGCUAAUAGUGGAGAACUCGACUGCCAUUGACUACGAGAAAUCCCAAAUGUUGACUUUUCAGCUCGUCGCUGCUGAGUCGGAUACCCCAGAACAGUUCAGUUCAACAGCCGACAUUAUCGUUCACAUCGUGGAUACAAACGACAACACUCCUGAAUUCACAUCAGCUUUCUACCUCGCACGGAUUCCUGAGAACUCACCCGGGGGCUCUCCUGUUAUCUGUGUCUCAGCAAACGACCCCGACUCAGAAAUGUGGGGAGAAGUCAAGUACUCUAUACAUGGAGCGGGAGCAGAUCUAUUUCUGAUUCACCCAAGCACAGGUGUUAUUUACACUCAGCCCUGGGCUGAGCUGGAUGCUGAAGAACAGUCCAAGUACAAUUUUCACAUCAAAGCAGAUGAUGUGGAAGGGAAGCACAGCUUGGCCGAGGUCUUUGUAACAGUUCUCGAUGUUAACGACCACUAUCCAGAAUUUACAGAGAACGUUUUGGACAAGGUUAUGAUUAUCGGAUCACCUGUAAAAGUUGAGGCCAAAGACGAGGAUGCCGAGGAACCGAACAACAUUGUGGACUACUCGAUAAUGCAAGGAGACCCAGCCAAUGUCUUCGACAUCGACCAAGCCACAGGGGAGAUCAUGUUGAAGUCCUACAUCAGGUCCCUGGAGGUCAUUCACAACAUCACCAAGACCAGGGGUGGCCACUGGUCACUAGUCGUGCAAGCUAAAGAUAGAGGCUCGCCUUCCUUCAGCACCACAGCGGUCGUUAGAAUCGACAUCACUGAGGAGACUGCUGGCAAUGGGCAUUUGGCUGACUUUUUGUUGCAAUCUAAAGAUAACCCAAUGCAAGUGGUGGGAGUGAUAGCUGGAAUCAUUGGCUUUUUUGUGGUUCUGACUGUCAUGAUUUCAUCGGUGAUGUUCUGGCGGAACAAGAAGUCCAAUAGAAUUGGCCCAGUGAGACGCAUCAUAAAGCGACGGUCAGGCUGGAAGCUGCAGGCACGACGAUCAAAGUGGUUCCAGAGCAAGAAGUCGACCCAAACACGAGGCAACUUCAUGACUUCAACGGACGACCCACACCUACAGACUGUCAGCGGCCUCAACAACCGCCCAGCACUUCAACUGGCUUUGCCAAGAGCACCUAUGCUUCCACCCCCCAUAUCUACGCACCCAACCAGACUCCAUAAGCCCAAACGAGACAUCCCAUCCGUGUCCGGGACCAUCAGUCCCAAAAGAAGCUUUGUCCCCCAGCAAUCAAAGGGCAAGACGGGCUCGAACAUCAACAACGCACUGGUGUCAGAACUCAAAAUGCGUCUGGAGAGAAAAAUGAAUGAAGAUGCUUCCAGGUUGUACUUGUAGGAAAUCUGAAUGCACAAUAAAUUCGAGUAUUGAUAUAAUUGAAAUGUUUUAUUGAUGCUUUCUAUUUGUGUUAAAAUAAAUCAUGCUUACCAGGUUACAGGAUUCAAAGGCACUGUGACUGCAUCAAUCUCAAUACAUGCAUAAAGGACAUGAUUUUCACUUGAAAAUCGGUCUUGGAGACCAACAUUUGUAGAUUCUAGAUGAAAUAGAUAUAGUGAUGAGCGUCAGAGAUGGAGAGGGAAGAGGACCAGGGAGUCCAGAGUGGUCGGAGAACACAAUAGUUUCAGUAGUGGAUAGAUGUUACUCCAAGCACAACAUGGCCACAAUGACAUGUAUAAACCUUCUCUCCAGCUCCCAAAACAUUGAUGCUUAUUUCCUGUCUUCCUCGUGAUUGCAGGCAAUAAUGUCAAAGCUUAUGUGUGACAUAACACAAUCAAAGGCAAGAAGCAAUUUGAGCAAACAAAGCCACAAAGGUGCUGGAGUAACUCAGCAGGUCAGGCAGCAUCUCUGGAGAAAAAGAAUAGAUGAUGUUUUGGGUCGGGACCCGUCUUCAAACUGAUUUGAGCAACUUAUUUUUAUAUUUGUGAUUGUUGACUCUGGGAUUUUGUUGGUUUUUAUUUUGGACUUCAAUUUGGAAAUAAUACACAAUGUUUAAUUGGGUUUCAAUAUUUUUUUAAAUGGGAUUACCUUUUCCCAUCAAUUUCAGGAUGUGUCAUUGUCCUUUACAGCCAAGUGAACAAUAUUCUUGUCAUUGUUGCAACAUUGGAAACUAUGGUGAUGUAUCAGAUUAGUAAGAUUAAUUAGCAAGACAUUGCAUUUUUUAAAAAUAUCUACAUUGUGCAAACAAAAAAAAAGUACAUUUGUUACGAUUUGCAAUUUGAGAAAAUGGAAUAUUGAUUAGAUCAUGUUUUGUUAUAAUAUGUUACUUGUGAGACUUGAAUCUCCACAAGGUCCUUUUGUGUUCUUUUGUUCGAAAUGAUUAAAGCUCUUGCCAGUAGGACAUUGAUCACAUAUUUUGUGUUAUGACAUGUUGGCAGAGAAGUACUUUGUGUGCUUAUAUGAAAUUACUUCUGUUUUAUAGCAGCAUUUUAAAGGAUUAUUGUGACUAUUAAAAUAGCGAAGGAAGACUUUUGUAUAAACUUAUUAGAUUCUCCCUAAGUUACUGUGGACAUUUUUCACUGCCAUGUAGAUAAAUGAGCAUGGUCUUCCCAAUGAAACGCUCAAUUGAAUCUGCUUGCUAUAGGUUGAAUGUGUAGGAAACAACUGUAGAUGCUGGUUUACAGUAAAUAUGCACACAAAAUGCUGGAGUAACUCAGCAGGUCAGGCUACAUGUCUGGAGGAAAGGAAUAGGUGAUGUUUUGGGUCAGGACUCUUCCAAAACGUCACCUAUUACUUUUCCCCAGAGAUGCUGCAUGACCCGCUGAGUUAGUCCAGCAUUUUGUGUUUAUCUCUGUGAAAGGAGGAAUAUAUUUAAGGAUUUCCCCAGGCUUAACUAAAACACUGUCCAAAUGAAGGUUGGUGGAAGGAUACAGCAAACUAUCUUUGAACCUUUAUCCUGGGGACAGUGUUACGAGGAUGAAAGAGGAAAGGAGAGGAGGGAAUGUCUGAAGAGUUGGCAUGUGCUCUUUCAUCAGCAUCUAGCAUUGUAGGCAGGUGGUGAAAGAACAGAAAGCGAGCCAUCCUGAAAGGAUUAAUGUAUUUCACAUCUUUUGAUGGUGGAUUUGCACUUCAUCAUUUUUCAAUGCACCUCAGGAAUACUUCACGGGAAUAUGUAGAACCCAUUAAACCUCCAUCUUCCCUCCAGCCCCAGAAAGCUAAAACAAAUACAGUUUAGUAAAUAGCCCUGGUUUAUCCAGUUAUUAGUAUAGAUCUUCUAAAAGUACAAUUUACAAUAUUUUCUUAGUGUU
Messenger RNA from Leucoraja erinaceus (little skate), 4804 nucleotides. RefSeq names its product cadherin-related family member 1a (gene cdhr1a). NCBI's taxonomy places the organism in Eukaryota, Metazoa, Chordata, Chondrichthyes, Rajiformes, Rajidae. The transcript is spliced from 16 exons. Gene Ontology annotation, cellular component: catenin complex; plasma membrane. Bases 327 to 2897 code for a protein of 856 amino acids. Gene Ontology annotation, molecular function: calcium ion binding; cadherin binding. Gene Ontology annotation, biological process: homophilic cell-cell adhesion. The record is from RefSeq and is a predicted model, not a curated record.